UUCUGUAGGGUACGGGUAAUGUCUGUGGGGUAUUGGAUCUGUUACAGAACCGGAGGGUAAUCUCUGUAGGGUACGGGAUGUGCUACAGAACUCACAGAAGGUAUUGUGGCACGACCGUCACAGAACCCACAGAAGUGUUGGGGUAUUGUAUACAGAACAAGAGGGUAAUCUCUGUGGGGUACCGUGUGUGCUACAGAACUCACAGAAGUGUAGGGUACUGUGGUGCAACCGUCACAGAACUCACAGAAGUGUAGGGUAUUGUGGCGCUACGGGCACAGAACUCACAGAAUUGUUCUGUAGGGUAAAACAGAGGGUAAUUACCCCCGGUAUAGAUCUGUGGGUACCCUACAGAACCUAACCUUCACAAAAAAACUGGAUUUUGGAGGCCAAGUUGUAUCGUUUCUAACUACAAAACUGACCGUGGUUGUUGUUGUCGUCUUCACCUUGAACCCUAUGUCAGUUGCUAAAUGCCAAAAUCUAGCAAAGACUCUCAGCCCGUGGUCACGAAAGUGCUAGAGCCAUCUGAGGAUCUAAAGAACACGCACACAUAUAACGAGAAAAAGGUAUCCAAGAGCCCGAAGAGGUACACCUAAAAAUCCCUGCAGCACCGUAUGUAUGUAUGCGUGCCCAAAAACUGAACUGCACGUCCGUCCCACCGUUCGACUACAGUGGUAGCAUCACCCCCUCCCUGUCCCACUCGAUACCAAAACGGAAGAUUGCCGACUACAGCAUACUGCUGUCUGUAGUGCUGUCUG
Messenger RNA from Ectocarpus sp. CCAP 1310/34, 755 nucleotides. NCBI's taxonomy places the organism in Eukaryota, Phaeophyceae, Ectocarpales, Ectocarpaceae. The record is from the annotation of a GenBank genome assembly.